GAAGAAGACGAAGACCCAGGAACAUGUUAAAGCGAAAGUAAAAACACACGACCGUCAUCAACAAGGAAGGCCAUUAACACCAGUGGGAUCAUUUUUCACGGCCUAAUAGCUACCUCUUUCUAUGGAGGGAAAGAAGAGCAGCAUUGCAUCUAAAAUGAGUCUUGAUGAAGAGGAGAACACUGCAGCACCCCCUGAACCCAGCUGUGUGUCUAUAAAGAGUGAUAGAUCCAUAGCUAAGCCCCCUGAUCUCAGAGAUGGAGCAGUGACCUCUGACCCCAGACUGCAGAUCCAGAAAGCAGUAUCACCAGAUCCCAGCUUUGUGUCUGUGAAGAGUAAUAGAUCCAUAGCUAAGCCCCCUGACCUUAGUGAUGGAACACUGACCUCUGACCCCAGUGAUGUGAGGAAUGAUCUGAUCCAGGUUCAUCAUUCUAGAUGUGGAGUUUGUAAGCAGGUUCUGAAAGAUGGAGUCUCAAUCACCUGUGGACACAGCUUCUGCAGAAAGUGUAUCAGCUGCUACUGGGACCAGACUAGUCCAUCAGAAUACUUUGAGUGUCCUCAAUGCAGAAAGAGAUCAAGAACACGUCCUGUUCUGCACACACACAGAGGGUCCAGUUCUGCUGGUUCUGCUCACUUCUACACAGCACUCGACCUGCAGGAGGAUUCUUACCAACCAGUAGAUGAUGUCCUGCUUAGAGUGAAAGAGCAACAUAAAACCAUCAUGAAGAACAAUUAUGAGAGCUUAUUUGAGGGAUUCAAACUACAAGAGAAUCAAACUCUCCUGAACAGGAUUUACACACAGCUCUACAUCAUAGAGGGAGAGAGUGAAGGGGUGAAUGAAGAACAUGAGGUUCUUCACAUGGAGAAAAAAUCCAAAACUCAACACUUACAAGACACUCCGAUCUACUGCAAUGACAUCUUUAAACCCUUACCUAAACCAGGAUGUGAGGAGAAGAGAAAAGACCAAAUAAAGACUGUUCUUACUAAAGGCAUCGCUGGAAUUGGAAAAACUGUCUCUGUGCAGAAGUUCAUUCUGGACUGGGCUGAGAGAAAUGCCAAUCAGGAUGUAGAUUUCAUGUUUGUGCUUCCAUUUCGAGAGCUAAACUUGAUUAAAGAUGAGCCGUACAGUCUUCAUAAACUUCUGCUGGACUUUCAUCCUGAACUUCUUGAUCUGGACUCAAAGAUUUAUGAUGAGUGUAAAGUUGUGUUCAUCUUUGAUGGUCUGGAUGAAAGCAGAAUUCCACUGAUGUUUUCAGACAGUGAGAAAGUUUCUGAUGUGACUGAGACUUCAUCAGUGAGUGUGUUGAUGUCAAACCUCAUCAAAGGAGAUCUGCUUCCCUCUGCUCUCAUCUGGAUCACCUCCAGACCAGCAGCAGCCAAUCAGAUCCCCUCCAAAUACAUCAAGCGUGUGACAGAAAUUCAGGGAUUCAAUGACCCUCAGAAGGAGGAAUAUUUCAGGAAGAGAAUCAGAGAUGAACAUCAAGCCAGCAGAAUCAUCUCACACAUUAGAAAAGCAAGAAGCCUCCACAUCAUGUGCCACAUACCAGUCUUCUGUUGGAUCUCAUCAACUGUGUUUCAGAACAUCCUGAAACAAGAUGACAGUGCAGAAAUCCCUCAAACUCUGACCGAAAUGUACAUCCACUUCCUGCUCAUUCAGAUCAAUAUGAGGAAUCAGAAGUAUGAAGAGAGAGAUCCAGAGAAACCCCUCCAGUCCAACAGUGAAGUGAUUCUGAAACUUGCUGAACUGGCUUUCAAACAACUGAUGAAGGGCAAUGUCAUGUUCUAUGAGGAGGACCUGAUAGAGAGUGGCAUAGACAUCACUGAUGCCUCAGUGCGUUCUGGGAUCUGCACUGAGAUCUUUAAGGAGGAAUCUGUGAUUCAUCAUAGGAAAGUCUACUGCUUCAUACAUCUGAGCUUUCAGGAGUUUCUGGCUGCAUUCUAUGUGUUUUACUGCCAUUUAAUAAAAAAUGCUGACACCUUGAAAUUUGUUGAUUUAGUUUAUAGUUUUCUAAAAGAUGCAGUAAAUAAAGCCCUUCAGAGUGAAAAUGGACGCCUAGAUCUUUUCCUGCGAUUUCUGCUGGGCAUCUCACUGGAGUCCAAUCAGAGACUCUUACAAGAUAUAAUGACACACACAGAGAAUAGCUCAGAGAGCAUCAGGAAAACCUCACAGUACAUUAAAAACACAAUCAAGAAUCACAAACAUCUUUCCACUGACAGAUCCAUCAACCUGUUUCUUUGUCUUUUUGAAAUGAAAGAUCAGACUUUGUACAGAGAGAUUCAGGAUUUUCUGAAAUCAGACAAACACUCAGAGAAUAAACUGUCUCUUGCACACUGUUCAGCAAUCGCCUACAUGCUUCAGAUGUCAGAGGAGGUGCUGGAUGAGCUGGACCUGAAGAAAUACAACACAUCAGAGGAGGGUAGAAGGAGACUGUUACCAGCUGUGGGGAACUGCAGAAAAGCUCUACUUGCCAUGUGUAAUCUCACUGGUCAGCACUGUGAAACUGUGUCUUCAGCUCUACAAUCAUCAAACUCUCUCCUGAGAGAGCUGGAUCUGAGUAACAAUGACCUGCAGGAUUCAGGAGUGAAGCUGAUCUCUGAUGCACUGAAGAGUACAAACUGUAAACUGGAGAUACUGAGAUUAUCUGGCUGUAUGGUGACAGAGGUCGGCUGUUGUUAUGUGGCCUCAGCUCUGAGUUCAAACCCUUCACACCUGAUAGAGCUGGAUCUGAGCUACAAUCACCCAGGGGAAUCAGGAGUCAAACUGCUCUCUGAGAGACUCAACGAUCCAAACUGCAAACUGACGAUACUCAAGUUUGAUCAUGGAGGAGAGGGUAGAAUAACACCAGGACUGCAAAAAUACAUCUGUGAUCUCACUCUGGAUUCAAACACAGCAGAUUAUCAUCUUAUUCUGACUGAUGAGAACAGAAAGGUGACUCGUGUGAAAGAGAAGCAGCCAUAUCCUGAUCAUCCAGAGAGAUUUGAUUACUAUGGACAUGUUCUGUGUAGAGAGAGUCUGACUGGACGCUGUUACUGGGAGGCUGAAUGGAACGGGGUGGCUGAUAUAUCAGUUGCCUAUAGAGGAAUUAAGAGAAAAGGAGAGAGUAAUGAGUGUUUUUUGGGAUACAAUGAACAGUCCUGGACUCUUUACUGCACAAAUAGCAGUUAUUCUGCCUUACACAACAAAAACAGCACAGACAUACUCGCCCCUUCACCCUGGUCUAAUAGAGUAGGAGUGUAUCUGGACUGGUUGGCUGGCACUCUGUCUUUCUACAGCGUCUCUGACACACACGCUCUCACACACUUACACACAUUUUACACCACAUUCACUGAACCCCUCUAUGCUGGAUUUGGGAUUUAUCCAGGCUCCUGUGUGUAUUUGCUUUAGACAGAACUAUCUCUGUUGUGGAACAACAUGAUGACGAGCCCUGACACCCCUGAACUGAUUAAGAAAUGUGACAAAAAUGAUGUCAAUGGUAAAUAACAACCUGAUAUUAUAGUAUAUUUUUUAAUAUAAAACAUAGAAAAGUCUGGGCAUUGUGUAGGCCAGAAAUAUGUACACGAGACUGUGUGACUACGUGACUAUGCUAUGGGAAACACACAAAUGCUGUCUUAACUUAGGUAACGUACACUCAGAAAUGUUAUAUUUAGAAUGAUACACUGGGGAGAAAAACAUUUUUCAGACACUGGAAGGUACAGCCAAGAUUAAAGCUAUUUUAUUAUGUUUAGACUGUUACAAACUCUUUACUUAAAAUGUAUACUCGCAUAAUAAAUUAAUUAAAAAAGUUAUUUUUAAAAAAAUAAGCUGUGUUAAGAUUCCACCAAAAAAGAAGUGUAAAAAAGAAUAUUAAAUAAUGGUGGCAAACAGAGACAGAUGGUGAAUUGAGCCCAUUGGUUAAGAUAAAAGAAAAGGUGUGUUUAUUGGCUCAAAAGAGAUAACAUAAAUGUAUAAAAAUGAAAGUCUGGUACUGGAUAGUCAGAUGAACAGCUGACAUCUCAGGCUUUGCUGCUUUGCUCAAUAAAGCCUAACCCUUGACAUCUGGAACCCCUGACUUCAAGAGUUUUCUUGCAUAGAGGGAAACAGACUUCAACACUCCAUGACAAUAUCAUCACAGAGUUACUCACAUAAAUAUUUGAAUUGGGAUGUUGAUUUUGUUAGAUGAGAAAACAGCUCUUUGAAUGGUCAAUGCAAUAUGACAUUACUUUAAAUGGAGAGUGACAGUAAAUAAAUAAAAAAUGCACAUUUAAGCAACGUGGUCUCAUAGGACAAUCAUGACUCUACAUCAGUCAUGGGCAAACUAUGGCCUGUGGGAAAGAACCGGUCAUGCACAUAGUUUAAUCUGGCUCAUGGGUCAUACAUCCUGUUAUUUUUUUUACAUUUAAUUACCUUAACUGGUUAGGGCCUAAUAAGUCUCCAUGAUCUUUUAACGUGAGAUUUCAUGAGAUCUGACCUGUCCAAAAUGAGCUCUAAAUGCACAUAAUUAAGAAAUAUUCAUGCCAAAAUUAUACACAAUAUGCCCAAUCUGGCAACUCUCUCCACUGCAAAAAGGUGCUGCUAAACAUUUAGUAGCUGGAUCUAAAAGAGGCCCUAUUAUGCUUUUUGGGAUUUUACCUUUCCUUUAGUGUGUAACAUAGCUGUUUGUGCAUGUAAAAGGUCUGUAAAGUUACAAAGUCCACACCAAAGGGAGUUACUGUCCCCCACAGAAAACACUGCUCCUGAACUGCAUGAAACGCAUGGUUUGCAGUCCAGCAAUUAUUUCCGUGACAUAACUAUGUAACUAUGUAACACAUUUGCAUAAUGCCCCUAAUCCCUGGGAGCUGAAACUCGGUUAUGGUAAGGGGCGUUACAUUUCCGACACGCGCUCAAAGCAGUUGACCAAUCACAACAGACUGGGCCAGCUGAUCAAUCAGAGCAGACUGGGCUUUUUGGAAAAGGGUGGCUUUAAAGAGACAGGAGCUACAACAGAGCGUGUCAGACAGGGUGAAAAGAGGUGCUGCAGCAAUGUACAUAUGAGAAAAAGAAUGUGUUUUCUGAACAUUAAAACAUGUAAACCUAUUCUAAUAGACCCCCCAAAAAAUAUUAUAAAACUGUAAAUGAGCAUAAUAUGGGCUCUUUAAUAAUCUUCAGUGUAAAACAUUACUCACUCUGUUUCCUGUUGCACAGAGUAGACUUUUACCAUUUGUUUCUCUACUUAAUGUCUGUAAGCAGGGGUUAAAUUUGCCUGGAAUUGGCCAUGUGUUUCUGUCGAUGUGUGUCUUCCAUUCAAACAUUGUGUCAGGGUUAGGGUUAGCGCCGAUACACUUUUACCAUUUGAUUCACUUGCGCUUUGGGGGCGUAAGGAUAAUCUAGGGGACAGGACCCCCCUUGAUCUGGACCUGCUGUAGAGGUGGUAGAGGCAGCAUAUUUGAGAGCAGCACUGCUCUCUAGAACAGCACAGGACAGCAUGUGCCCGCAUACAGACAAGCAUUCCACUUCUCUCUGCGUUCCUCUCUGUUCCAUAUAAAUCGGGCAAUAUGAAACCAACUGCAUCACCGUUUCUGACACCUACUAAUAAACAGUUGCUUGUAUCAAAAGCAAAGAUCAUCAGCUACUGCUGGACCAACACACUAAGAACAUUUCACUGUUAUUUGUAUAUUUAUCUUUAUGUAUGAUUGACCAGACCAUUUAUUUUAUUUCAUUUUUUCCUUUUGCAAAUGUUUGUUUCCUAGCAAAUAUACAGUGGGGUCCACAAAUGGAAAUACUUAUGUUUUGCACUCCUAUAUUUAAUAGGGCCUGUAAAUAUUUUCAGUACAAAUUAUGUUAUCAGUAUAACAAUUUGAGUAAAAGGAUUUAAAAUACAGUACAUGUAUUUCAAAAUUUCCAUAUAAUAAAUAUUGAGAAAUUUUUGAAGGGUGGUCAUGUUAUUUCUCACUUAUAGUUAACCGGAAUCACUGCCUUAUUAUAUUUGGAACAUCAUGAAAUUAAAAUGGUUGUGAUUUAAAAAAAUGUAUUACUGUAUUUUGUCAUGAAAACUAACUGGCCACCUCCUUUUUGUUUAGUGAAUUCUAUAGGAUAAUGUCAUUGAUUAGGACAAAAUAACAAUUUUAAUGUUUCAAUAACAUAAAACAUUACAGAGUAUGAAAACAAAUUAGAAAUAUAUUAAAAUCUUCUUAAGUGUCCAGAAGUUUUUUGUUGUUUUUUUAGAUUUACAGCUUUGUCAUCAUUACUGUAGAAAUACCAGAGGAAAUAUCUUGGCCUAUAUGUUGGGGCCUUCGAAUAUUUUCUUGGACAGCUGGGGGCCUUAAAGUGAUUGGAAACCACUGAUUUAUGGAUUAUUAUCAGAAUUUCAAGUGAUGAACAUGGAUGAUAUACUGCAUAAUGAAUAAGACAGCAAUAAACAUUCAUUAUAUUUAAGAAAACAUAGAGCUAUGCUUGUGGGCAUUUUUUUAAAUUAUAAUUUUCUAUCAGGAUUGUGUACAUGUGCAGUGAUACUGUGAGCAAGUCUUGUGUCCAGGGCGCUCCGGUCACAGGAUUCAGUGUAACUACACUGCCUGCACUGCUGGUAGUUAUACACCUUUUGACGGUGCAAGACGACAGACUAGCUGAUGAGGAGACCACUGUAUGUAUGGCUCCAAGGCUGUAGGCGAAUGGUUAUCAACACAGGAGACUUUAAGGAACUUUUUAAAGAUACCUUUCUGUUCAUUGGACUUUAGAAAAAGUACUGAGAAACACCACC
Messenger RNA from Myxocyprinus asiaticus (Chinese sucker), 6710 nucleotides. Its product is annotated as NLR family CARD domain-containing protein 3-like. NCBI's taxonomy places the organism in Eukaryota, Metazoa, Chordata, Actinopteri, Cypriniformes, Catostomidae. Gene Ontology annotation, molecular function: protein binding. Bases 122 to 3382 code for a protein of 1086 amino acids. The record is from RefSeq and is a predicted model, not a curated record. The transcript is spliced from 8 exons.